This is a messenger RNA of Penicillium griseofulvum, 711 nucleotides long. Its product is annotated as Frag1/DRAM/Sfk1 family protein. Bases 1 to 711 code for a protein of 236 amino acids. Gene Ontology annotation, cellular component: plasma membrane. The transcript has 5 exons. The record is from RefSeq and is a predicted model, not a curated record. Lineage: Eukaryota; Fungi; Ascomycota; Eurotiomycetes; Eurotiales; Aspergillaceae.
AUGUCGCCCCCUUCCUGGCUCUUUCCGACCGUAGCCGCGUCCACCUGGCUAGCAAUGCUACUCGCUAUGUUAGGCCAUUGGACUAUGAUCGGUGAACCGAGAUAUGGCCUGAUGAAGCCUGGUCAGAAUAUCCCAUUCAUUUCAGAUAUCGGAGCCCAGGAACUAAAGCCAUUGUUCAUGAUUGGCUGCAUCACCACAGUUCUGCUUUUAAACCUCUCUUUUUAUCAACAUGUCCAAAACAAGGGAUAUAUCAACAAAACGUGCACACACGGUUCAUUCUUUUUCACAGUCGUUGGGAGUAUCGGCUUGAUUAUGCUCUCCGUCCUCGAUAACAUCACCCACCAUUUCAUGCAUGAUGUCUGCGUGACGAUCUUCAUUGUGGGAUUCCUACUUAGCGCGGCCUUGAUGUGUUUGGAUUAUAUAUACCUAGGCAUGGCACAUGCUCUGCGGGAGCCUAUGCUCAUGACAAGCUUUGUGAUCAAAUCUUCGUUCAUUGUUGUUGAGCUUGGGCUCAUCAUUGUCUUCCGUAUCACUGAGCAUACACACUACCAGCAGAACAACAUGGCAGCUACUCUUGAAUGGGUCAUCGCCUUUGUCUUCACUGGGUACAUUCUCUCUUUGAUUGUCGAUCUGAUGCCAUCUGCUCAAAGGAAUCUUCACGAUCCAAAAGGAUAUCAACGGCUCGAGAUGAACAUGAGCUUGCUGGCUUAG